UCAUUUCGACAUACUGACGGUAGGAGGCGCUGGUACUGCAAAACGUUUUUUUUUUUGUUUGUUUGUUUGUUUUUAUGUAGAAACUGAAUUACAUAUGGUUCGGUUUUUGGUAACACCCUAUAAGUGAAAGUAAAACUAAAUAAACUGUUAACAAGUGUUGUUUUAGUCUGACAGCUCUUCGGGACGCUGGCCCUUUAAGGACGCUGCACGCCGUCUCCACUGAGCGUGCGCAGCAAAAGUGAGCAACAUCCCUCACGAGUAACAACAACAAGCUGAACAGCAGGGCUGUAAAAAGAUAUGGCCCCUUGAGGUUCAUCACCUUUAUUUUUCCUUUUUCUCAAAGAGGUUCCGGUCCCGUCGCUGGCUUUUCAACCCCAGCUUUAUAUGUCGAUGGUGGCGAGCCAUGAACUUGGCUAGUCAGAGCGGGGAUGCUGGCGGGAGCCAGCUCCUUUUCGCCAACUUCAACCAGGACAACACAUCUUUAGCUGUUGGCACCAAAUCAGGAUACAAGUUUUUCUCUUUGUCUUCUGUGGACAAACUGGAGCAGAUUUAUGAAUGUAAUGACACAGAGGAUGUGUGUAUAGUGGAGCGUCUGUUCUCCAGCAGCCUUGUGGCCAUUGUGAGUCUGAAGGCCCCCAGGAAACUGAAAGUGUGUCACUUCAAGAAGGGAACAGAGAUUUGCAACUACUCUUAUUCCAACACCAUACUGGCCGUCAAGCUCAACAGACAGAGGCUGAUUGUGUGUCUGGAGGAGUCUCUCUACAUUCACAACAUCAGAGACAUGAAAGUGCUGCAUACCAUCAGAGAAACUCCUCCCAACCCUUCAGGGUUGUGCGCCCUCUCCAUCAGCAAUGACAACUGCUACCUGGCGUACCCAGGCAGCGCCACGAUAGGAGAAGUUCAGGUGUUCGACACGGUCAACCUGCGUGCAGCAAACAUGAUUCCAGCUCACGACAGCCCGUUAGCAGCUCUGGCUUUCGAUGCGAGCGGAACCAAACUGGCCACAGCGUCAGAGAAGGGCACAGUCAUCCGUGUCUUCUCCAUCCCAGAGGGACAGAAGCUCUUUGAGUUCCGGCGAGGAGUCAAGAGGUGUGUGAGCAUCUGUUCGUUAGCCUUCAGCAUGGAGGGCCUGUACCUUUCUGCCUCCAGCAACACGGAGACGGUCCACAUUUUCAAGUUAGAGACUCAAAAGGAGAAGUAUGUGCCGGCGGAGGAGCCCACCACGUGGGGGGGCUACUUGGGGAAGGUGCUGAUGGCGUCCACCACCUACCUGCCAGCUCAAGUGACGGAAAUGUUCACCCAGGGGCGAGCGUUCGCCACGGUGCGCCUGCCCUUCUGCGGCCACAAGAACAUCUGCGCCUUAGCUGUCAUCCAGAAGAUUCCCAGGUUGUUGGUUGCAGCUGCUGAUGGUUACCUUUAUCUAUACAACCUGGAUCCACAAGAGGGAGGAGAGUGCACACUCAUGAAGCAGCACAGGUUAGACAGCAGUGCUGAAGCCCCCAACGAAAUCCUUGAACAGGGGUCACAUGACCGCCCCCUCGCCGCUCAGGCCUACAGUGCUGCUGUCACUAAAGGUUACUGCGAAGACCAGGGCGCCGUGGGAGGGGCGGGGCUAGAGGACGACCUCAACGACCUGCGCCUGGAGGAGGAGAACGAACAGCCGCCGCUCAUCCUGGAAACCGACUGACUCGCUCGCUCGCCGGUCGGAGGGUUCCUCUGCUGCUAAAAGCAUGUGACACUAGAGGGGGCGGGAUCAAAGAUGGGAGGUGUGGGGGGAGGGGUGUCGUUCAGGAACCUGCCCGUCAGUCAAUCUGUGCAUUUUUUAAUCAUUUUUUCCCCUCCUCUCGCCGCUCCGUCAUCCCUCAGUUUAGCCUGUGCGGGCCAAAGUCGAGCUUUGCAUGUACAUGUGCCAACUCCUUCAAACCAGUCCAAUCAGAGCAGGGGUGUGUGUGUGUGUGGGUGUACAUAUGUGUGUGUGGCUCUAAAUGUAGCUGUGUUUCCUUUAUGGACACCAACACUGUGUAAACUGCAGCUGGUUGUGGAAGUGCCUCUCUGCUUCGCUGUUGUGGUCUCUCCUCUUUAGGAAGACAGGCGGAUGUUGAAAAGUUUUUGCGCCCCGCCCCCCCGCUGACUACCGUCUUACUGUCCUGUGCGACAACAAUGACUCGGAGGACCGCGACACAGGGCAGCAGUGUUUGCCAGAGCUGAAUCCUGUGUGUGUGUGUGUGUGAGAACAUGUAAAUUUUACAGAAUAUUUAGAAUUUAGCCUCCACUUGUCUUUGAUCAUUUUUACCUCAUUUAGGCUCAGUGGACCCCGCCCCCUUCCUGCAGGCCUGCACUCAUUGGUCGAUUUUAACCUAAAGCAUAAUUUUUUUCCCUUUUUUUAAUUUAAAGAACUCAAUAUAACCAAUGAUGUGUCAUGAAGUCAUGCAUGGUGUUGUUGAUGUGGUACUGUGCCCAUACAUCUGAAGACACGGCUGCUGAUGAGGCCGCCUCCUCCUCAUCCUGCCUCUAUAUAAUGUACAAUAGUGGGUUUAACUGUACCCCCCCAUGUUAGUGCAUCAGUCACCGCUCUGGAAAUGUUUGACCAUGUGACCACAGGGGUGGACUUUGGAGGGUAAUUUGAUUGAUCUGGAGGUCAAGCCGAGCCUCAUCAAACUGGUCCAGGAUGCUGCAUGAUUCCCUGUUAAUCCUUCAGUUUCUGAGGCCGCUAAACAAAACAAAAAGAGGAUUAGCUCUGGGAUUUUGGAGCAUAAGGCAUUUUCUAAUGAUUUUGUAUAAAAUGUGAAGCAUUCAUCUGAAAUUAAAAUAAAUUCUGUAUUGCUGUA
This is a messenger RNA of Oryzias melastigma (Indian medaka), 2828 nucleotides long. RefSeq names its product WD repeat domain, phosphoinositide interacting 2 (gene wipi2). NCBI's taxonomy places the organism in Eukaryota, Metazoa, Chordata, Actinopteri, Beloniformes, Adrianichthyidae. The transcript is spliced from 12 exons. Gene Ontology annotation, biological process: protein lipidation; protein localization to phagophore assembly site; nucleophagy. The coding region runs from base 404 to 1687 and encodes 427 amino acids. Gene Ontology annotation, cellular component: cytosol; phagophore assembly site membrane; extrinsic component of membrane. Gene Ontology annotation, molecular function: phosphatidylinositol-3,5-bisphosphate binding; phosphatidylinositol-3-phosphate binding; protein binding. The record is from RefSeq and is a predicted model, not a curated record.